Molecule: messenger RNA, 2327 nt
Organism: Lutzomyia longipalpis
Lineage: Eukaryota; Metazoa; Arthropoda; Insecta; Diptera; Psychodidae
Product: transmembrane protein 237
Exons: 3
Coding region: 134-1555 (473 amino acids)
Biological process (GO): cilium assembly
Cellular component (GO): ciliary transition zone
Source: RefSeq, a predicted model, not a curated record
GCGCUGCACGUCAUCGUUGUUCAAACCUGGCACUAUCCAUUUUUCAGUCCGCGCUCUCCACUUUCUUGUGAGCCUUGCUGUGAAAUCAUAAGAUUUUUCGUUUGUGGUGAAUAUAGUUUGUCCCAUAGCCGUUAUGGAAGUUCCUAAAGUGCACCAUUCGAAGAGCAAAUCACGACGGUCGCGGCACAAAAACGGCAGCCCAGCUCCAACACCUGAAAAUCACCAAAAUGGAGAUACUUCCAGGGUGGAAGGUGGUACAUUGGAGGAAAAUUCGAUGGAGGACAAUACAAAGGGGGCGACUGAAGUAUCCAGUAGGAAGCAUGAAUGUGUAGAGGGUGUUGAGGAGUCUACGAAUAGAACGUCGGACCAUAUUCAAAAGGGCAUCUUGGGGUACAUCGAUCGACAAAUUGUGUCGCAGCAACGAAAACACCAAUCACUGUCGGAUCCCCAGGGUAGUCCGGCACAACGUAGUAUUCGAAGUAGGAGUAGCAUGGAGAGGAGUCCACGAAUGAAAAGGAGCAAGUCUGAGUCGAGAAGGCGAAAAGAGAGGAAGCUUAUUGCAGCUGGGGAAAUGGAGGUGCGACAGGCAAAUGAGACACUUAUGAAGUAUCUCAAACAGUGCUCUGACACCAAUGAUGCCUCCCUUUCGGGAGAUUUAGAAAUUGACAAGAAUGCCGAUAUGCAAAGGCACACAAUAAGGAAGUCAAAGUCUCAAAGAAUAGCAGGGCCUAGCUUCAGAUCUGUACCCAUGUUAUCAAGCACCUGUCCUUCUCGAUAUGACAUUACAGCUGUUUUGGAUGAACUGGGAAAUGAUGUCAUUCGCCAGAGGAAUACAAGCGAUAUCUACAAUCCUUUCACCCCAGUUGUAUCACCCACCGAUGGGCCACCCACGCGAAUCGAUAAGAUGUUCAUCCAAACUACAAGUGGUUACCGAUCGGUAGACACAAAUUUCUACAAGACAUCCCUUGAUGCUGAUCCUGAGGCUAAUAAUUGGACAUCACUGAAUAAUAGUCUAUACCUGGCAUGUGCGCUACAGUAUUUUUGGCACCUCCUAAGCAAUAUUUGUCACGGACUCUUGGGCGGCCUAGCAAUGGGGCAUCUUAUAUUUGUCUUCAGCACUACACCUCAUAGCUGGAAUAAGGACUUCUUGGCUCAAUAUGCAUUAUUUGCCGAAGUCUUCUACAAUGUUUUUUACUUUCUAGCCAUACUAUGUGUGGUAUCAGUGUUUGAUAGGAUGGAUUUAGCGCAGAUCAGCCUAUCGAAUGCUUCCAAAACCAUCUCCUUUCGCUGGAUGGUUGUUAUACUACCUAUCUACUUGGUGACUGUCAUCCUUAGCCUCUCUGGAGACACUUUCACUGAUAAAGUUUACUUUUUCAAUUACAAUAUCACCAUGAUUGAAGUUAAUAAUCCUGAAAGUAAAGUUAUUAGUAUCUGGAAUACGCUUUCAGUCGCCAGAAGUGUUGGUGCAAUUGUUGGAUGGAUUUUGGUUGCUCUUUCGCCGAUUGAUUUGCUUUAUAGUCGCUUAGCUGAAAUGGAAAAAUAUCUAAUAAAUUAAUUACAAUGCAUAGACUUCCAAAAUAAAAUUAUCCAAUAAUGAAAUAGAUGUGACCACAGUGCAAAGAUACAAGAAAAAAAUAUUACUUAAUGCCCUCAGUUAAUUUAUAGCUAUAGGGAUGUUUUAUUUAUGCGUGAUAAUACAGUCAUUACACUGAAAUACAAUAAAUAAUCUCCUAAACGUAAUAAUAAAAUAAAAAAUGAGAUACUCGGACACAAAUUUCAGGAAGAAUUCAGUUUAAUACUUUUUUUCAAUCAUUUUCUUGAAAAAGAAACAAAGAAAGAAAGAUGCCAAAGUUUUAUAAGUUGGUCUAUGAUUUUGCUUUUUAAUUUAUUUUUACUAGUAAACUGUAGCCAGCAAUCACGUGUGAACUGGGGUGCAGUGGAACAAUUCUUAACUAAUAAACUAAUUUAGAUUUUUCCCUGAUUAUAUAAAAGGAUACAACAUUAUUCUAAUUCGACUUCAUCCUAUUCAGAAAAGAAAUUUUAUAGACUUCUGUUUUCUUUAAAAAAAAAAAAGCUUAUAAAGCCUAUCUCCAAGACUCCCCUAUUGAAUUUAAAUACAAAAUGACUUAUGAUAAAAUGUAAAUCUGAAGAAUUUCAUGACUCAGUUUUCAAGAAAAAAUAAUAGCAGAAGAGCAAAAAAAAAACAUAUUUAUGUACAGUAGAAAAAUAUGUAGCAAUGCUUAGUGCUAUGUAAUAAACUGCAAGUAUAUGCACAUGUAUUAUACAUUAUAUCUUGUAAAUAUAUAAUGACUUAAAAAUAUCAUCAA